This is a messenger RNA of Porites lobata, 9325 nucleotides long. The record is from the annotation of a GenBank genome assembly. NCBI's taxonomy places the organism in Eukaryota, Metazoa, Cnidaria, Anthozoa, Scleractinia, Poritidae.
AUGGGUGAUCACGAAUUGAACUCAGCUCUCCCCGAUCAACUUGGCCUACGUGAGCACGUGUUCCUGAACAGUUCUACAUCCAGUAUCUCCCCAGAUUAUCAUGGCAAACGUCGACAUUCAAGAGCCUAUAUUUUGGCUGGUGUGAUUGUUUUCAUUGGAGUUGGUUGUUUGGUAGCUGGUAUUGUGUUAAUCUCUGUAUCGCAAAGCCAGAAUUUCCCUACAAAAAGUGUGACUUUUACGGGCUUAAAUCAGACAAAAUCCUGUGCUAAAAACUCUACAUCAACUAGCAACAACGGUUCAAAAUUCGCAAAUCCGUGCGAGUUUUCGAAGGAAGCCGCACGUGCAGGUAAGCCAAUAAAAUGCAGAUGUUAACUUUAAAAGUGUGUCAUUAUCAUAACUUUAAUUUUUUAUUGCUCUCACUUAUAAUUCGAGUUUAAAAUCCGCGAAAUACCAAGUUAAAAACCAUUUGAAUGAUUGUUUGGCCAGUAUGUGUCUUGAGCAGUAUUUGUUUAGGGUCAACCACUGCCUCUUCGUAGUUUUUUUCAACGAACAUCUGUACCUAAUAACCGUAGCUUUCGUGUCAUCGCUGACCUUUUUCGUAAGAAUAAGGUUUUAGUGUUUGGAAAAACGUGAUUAUUGUUCUCCGGUAAUUCACUGUCUAAGUUCAUUUAAAAGUUUAGUGCUGGCUAGAUUUGGCUCCUAGUUAAUUUAAUUCAACUGACAGAGACAAUGAAUUGUUGCCUUUCAAGAUAUGAUGGGCAAUAUCAGUUGUGUAUUUGAAAUCUUUCGAAAACACAUUCAUUUGUUAUUAAUUUAUUUUCCGUAAACAAAAACAAAAAAAAUCCCGUUACGAAAAUCGUUGACAUUUUAUACCGAACAAAAAAUUUUAAGAUGACUCCAAAAGUCCAAAAUCUGUCGAUUUUUUUGUUUUGUUUCGUUUUGUUUUGUUUUUGUACAUUAUUUCAAUUAAAGGAAUGAGAUAUUUCCGGAAAAGACUUGAAGUGGACGCAAGCCAUUCUCAAUAAUUACUCCAGAUACCCCAGAGAUUUUGUGAGAGCCAGGAACCGACAGUUAAGAGGUUUUAGGUUUUUUUUAAAUAACAGGGGAGAUGUUGUUAUAAAAGGACACCGCCAAGAAAACAAGGCCAUCAAUGAAUCAUCUUGACGACAUUAAUUUUGUGAUGACGUCAUAUAAACGUCACUAUAAUUGGCCAUUUCCGAGUUGCUCCAAGCCUCUGUUUCAAAUCGAGGCUAAGUGCGAAGCUUGUGAUACGAAAAUGAUUUUUUUUAUUUUCAUGCAAAUAAAACUCAUUUUUAUAAGAAAAGUUUUGCACUUUGCCUAGUUUUAAAAGUGAGAGUUUUUGGAACUAGGAAAUGGCUUAUAGGUGAUUCAUCACAAAGUGUUUUUGAGGCAAAAGGGAUCGUUAGAAACGAGGAAGGUGACGGCAUUGAGAACGGCGAAAAGGCAAUAGGUUUGAUGGGCAAAACAACAACUCUGCACGUGCAUCACGCUUUUUUGUAUAUUUCUUUGCGGUUGUUGCACGACUACAACGUAAAACUUCCUAGUUUUAAGGUGAUGUUACAGGAGACGAUUUGCAACGACGAUUUUUAGCGCAACACAGCUUUGCAAUUUUGGAACAGUGUUGCAACCAUUUGAAACAUUAUCGCAACAAUGUUGCAACUUUAAUCCCUUUGCAAUUUUAUAGCUUUUUUUGUUUUUAUAAUAUAUAUCUAGUUUUGAGGUCCUUUUUGAAAACCAUAUCUUUUAUGAAAAAGUUUCCUCAAUAAAGAUGAUUAUUAUUACUCUGUGUUGCGCUAAAAAUCGUCGUUGCGACUGAAUCGUCCCGUGUAACAUCACCUUUACGUUUCAUAGAGGACUGCACAGGACAACAAUUUUCUUUUCCUUUUUCUGGACUUACAUACAGUCCUUUACAAUCAACUCCAGUAAAAUUCCCCAGAAGUAUUUUCAAUUUCAACAGAAAGACCUUACAAUGCCUUUCCAAGUUUGUCAAAAUGCACUCGCUUUAGGCACGCAAAGUACUCGAAAAGUAUGCCUUUUUUGAGUUAACAGAUCAAAAUUGUGCACUUCGAAUGGGAUUCAUCUGUGUUCCUGGAACCCGUAUUCUUCCCAAUCCCUUGUUUCUUGCAAAUGGUACAGGGGGUGUCAGGGUGGUGUACGUGUGGGAGGGGGGAGUAGGGGUAAAAAUAGAAAACAAAAUGAUUGAAAUAAAAAUUAUGAAAAAAUUUUAAGAUGAACAAACGUAAAAAAGUUGCCGAUUUAUCACAAAGGAUGCUUAACGUAGUCUACUCUUUUUUUCUUUAUGCAUUCAGGAUUGGAGUCCUUUCUGGUUAAGGUGCAAACAAUUAGAGACAGCUUUACCCCAUAUCGAAGGACAAAUACCAAAGAUCUCUUUCAACCUUAUAGUCCAGAGCCAGAAAAAAUCAAAGCGUUAACGGGCAAAACAAAAGCGUUGUAUGAAGAUCUUCUGAGGAUGAAAAGAAACAUUGUCAUGGAACGGAUCAAACUGCGAGAAGGAAAACUUUUGGCCCUCGUAGAGCACGAACUAAAACAUUACUUUGGUAAACCAUACGAAAACAAUUACUACACAGGUAUGACUCAGGUGUCAUUCAUUCAUUCACUCAUCCAUCUAUCCAUCCAUCCAUCUGUCCGUCCGUCCAUCCAUCCAUCCAUCCAUCCAUAUAUCCAUCUAUCUAUCCAUCCGUCCAUCCACUCGUCCAGCCAUCCGUCCACCCUACCGUUCGUCGUCCGUCCGUCCAUUCAUCAUCAUCCAUCCAUCCAUCCAUCUAUCUAUCCAUCCAUCUGUCCGUCCGUCCGUCCAUUUGUUCCUCCGUCCUUCCGCCCGUCCGUCCGCCUCUCCCUCUCUCCUUCCUCCCAUCUGUUCGUCCAUCCAUUUAUCCGUCCAUCUGUAUUCGACUUUUCCUCUGUCCGUCUGUCCAUUCCUCCGUCUAUUGAUCCAUCCGCGUAUCCUUUAUACGUUCGUUCGUUUGUCCGUUCCUUACUCCGCUUUUCUGUUCAUCCAUUUUCCCAUACUUCUGUCCGUACACUUCUGAUUGGUCGUGCCGCGUGAGACAUUCGCUUCAGCCAAUCAGAAGUACUACCCAGAUCUGUAGUGAUACGUAAUCAAUAUACAAUUUCUGCGCUGGUUUCGCAGAGGUCAUUUCGCGGGGAAACCAGUCGUGCCAUCGCGAAAUGUCGAAUGUUUUCUCAGGCUUGCUCGUUUCUUUUACCAUCUCAGUUUUUUCUGUCUGUUCAUACAAAAACGUAGGAGCAUGGAUGCUAGGCCCUGAUCAAAGAUGCAGAGAAGAACCCAUCGCUUCAAUACAAAAUCACCUGAAGUCUGCUCUUUACAUUUUCCUUACAAAGGGAAACAAAACUUUGGGUAGUGCAGAGGAUGCUUUAAAUUUGUUCCAGAAAUUUCGAGACGGUAUCAACCAGUAUAAGUCGAAUCUCCAAAGAGGCGUAAAAUCUGGAAUGGUCCAGUCGUUAGAUGAAUGUAAGGAAGGAAUCGUAUGUAUGAAAGAGAUAUAUCGCUCAUUUUUUACUUCACGAAAGCCUGAGACCGUAUUAACUUGGUGGGGAGUGCGCGCCCGCAUAAACAGCUUUGCAUCUGGGGUUUCAUCACGUGACCUAAGGCAGUGGGUCUCAAAUUAUGGGAGCAAUUUAUCACAGUCUCUCUUUGAGGGCGUGGUCAAACACAUCGGCGAGCCAUUGGUCAGUUUGUUUGAAUAUCUUGAAAAUGAUCACAUGACACACUGCGUGCCGAGUAAUGUGUCUAGUGGUCUGGGAACGAGGCCCAUUAGUUUCGUCUUCGUCAAUGGAACAAGGACUUCUGAGCAGGCAAGCAGAACAUUGGAUGGGACGGAGAGGAUUAUGGAGGGGAAAGAGGCAUAUGCAGAAAUCCUGUCUUACUUCACUUCCACAAAACAUACGCCAGGUGAAUGAAGAUUAUUAAACUGCAUAAAGUUACGUUUUUAUUUUUUUAACCUUUUUAAUUUGCUUAGUGUAAGAGCGCUUACCCGAAUUGCGGGUUUGCUUCACAGCAAUAACUUAAAAUAAAAACAAGCGACUUUUCGCAGUCUGUUGAAUUAGUUGAUAUAAGUAAGUGUCAUCGUCUUCCCUCAGAGCUUUUCCUAUCGAAAAACUUUUUUAAGGGAAAAGCCCUGGAACGAGGUUGUACAACUGUUGCUCCCGGUUAGGGUCUCGCUAUCUAUACAUCGAAUAUAUUUAUACUAGUAACAUUCUACUCUAAAGAAAGAUUCAAAAGAAGUUUUUUUUCUCCCGUCAAACGCAUUUUCAGACUGUUUUACAGUCCUUGGCUUACAGUGAUCACAUGGAAUUUGAUUCUCGACUCCAGAGUUCUUCUCUAUUGUGCAUGACGGAACCCUGAGAAGUCAAGAAUGGUAGUGAGAUACUACAGGGCAACAGUGAGAAAAAACAGGUACACUUCACUAAGACUUGUCAAAGAUGCGUUCCUCGUUCAACAAGAUUUUUCUGCUUGCUUAUGUAGAUGAGGUUCAUGCAAUUGGGUGGAAUCAGCUGAUUACAUUUUACAGAAAAGCCGUAGACAUAGUGAAGAAGAUAACUGGACAAGAGAAUGAAAGAGAGGCCGUAUCUGAAUUUAAAACACGUUUGAAGUCCUUCUCGCUUUGCCUCAACAUGCAGCCUUUCCCGUUGAAUGAGUCAAAUAACGAAGCUUUUCAGAAGUGCAGAACUAAAAGAGGUGGGAGAUAUUUCCCGCUAUUACGUUUAAGGGAACAACUAGGGAGCUUUUCCCAAAAAGGGUAGUUGGUCGCAUUUUGGUGAUAAUUCAAGUCACUUCCUCGUAACGCAAAAAACCCGCCGUUAAAUCGCCCCUCCAAAUAUAAAAAUUGCCCUCAAAUCUAAAGUAAAACAAAACAAAAACGGUAAAUUUCCUUCCAACUAUAAGGCUAGCCCAUUCGAUUUUGAAACACAAAUUUCCCUCCGUAGUUAAGCCACUCCAAAAGUAAGGCCCUCAAAAAGGGCCUUUGAAAAAUAUAAGCCCCGGGGCUUAUUUUUGGAAUUUUACGCUACAUAUACUACUUUGACGCAACGAACGAGAAGUCAUCACAAGCAUUUCUACUCUUUGCAUCUACUGUAAAAGGGGCAACAAAACCGUACAACUUGUUUUGCAACAUUGUUACAACACAAGUUAGAAGGUUAUUUUGCGGGGUCUCUACCACCCCUGUAUGUGCAAACCUGUCUUAGAACAAAUCAGGUUGUUGCACUGAAGUUACGUGAAUAUUGGCUUCUGAUUGGAUAAAACUACGCGAGAGUCACGCCAUACCCGGAAUUUGCGUCAUUUUUGCAAAACAAGUUUAUCUUGGACCGGUAAAACGCGUAACAUGUAAAGAUUCUAUGCAAAAAGUAGAACUUCUCUCUAUUUUCUGCUGUAACUUUUCACAACCUGCAACAAUCUGAUUUGUUGCAAAACAGAUUAGAUUCGAGGUUGGUAGAACGUGCAACAUCGCUAUUCAACUUGUUUUGCACCAUGUUGCAAAACAAGUUACACGUUUCCGCGUUUCGUUUCAGUUACCGUACCUUACGUCUAGAGCUAUUAGCUCCGUUAUUUUAUUGCUUCUCAAGAUCAGUAAUACCAAACUUAUAUUCUUCUACACAGGUGCCGAGAAAUUCUGCCCUCAGCGUUAUUCGACCAUGAUGCGUUGGAUUGAAAUCGCACGCGGUACCUUAACGCUGAUAAAAACGAAAAUCCUUAAGUUAUUUCACUUCACUGGUGAAAAAAGAAGCAUUCCAACUUGUCCAGCUGAACCGGAUGUUAACUUUUCACCGUCUUUGGGUGUGGCUGUGCACACGCCCUCUCCCAGUAACUGUCGCUUUACCGCUAGAUACAAGCUGCCAUUCUUCGUUGAUAAAAUGGGAUCCGAAUUUAUGGAGUGGACUACUGCAGUGCACGAGAGCGUCCCAGGACAUCAUCUUCAAGAUGCAAGCUACAGAGAAAUAUUUAAGCCUAAGUAAGUGUUCUCAGUGAAAUGAGAUACAAUAAAACCCGCGUAUAAGAACCCAAGUUUUUCUAAGCUAGGCUAAGAAGGUUCUAAUAACUGAAAAGCUGGAAAAUUAGUCUACUCAGGUUCUUAAACAGGUUCUUAUUGCCCCCGCAGGUAUUUCGCCCAGAAUGCGAAAUCCCGAGGAGGCACUCUAGUGACUCGCGCGUAUAUUAAGGAAAGUACUUACAGUUGAAAUAUACGGUCGGUAUGCCAAAAAAAACUCUCGAUUUGCACGAACAGGGGCCGCGAGGAAUCGGUAGGUAAUGAUGACGUUUCUAUUGUUUGCGCCCGCAAGUACGAAAUGGUUAGCAUGAAGUAAAGACAGAUUUGUAGACAUAUUUAAAGUAGAUUUUGUGACAUUUAUUGUGCAGUCAUACUUGGAUACUCUUUCGUGUUACAUGAUUUUUUUUUUCUGUAUCGGUUUGCCAAGUUUAUUUGUAUACAAUCUUCUUCUCGGUUUAGUUGACUCUUUUCCCAUACGGCUUAUUUAUACAUGCAUGUUUUCUUGCUAUUCGUGUCCGACCUAUUCUAAUGUCGCUGAACUUGUUUUAGUUUCACGUCAGAAAAAUGCAAACCCGAUUUGGAGACGUGCGUUCUCAAGAAAGAUGUUUUGUUUGUAUGAUUAUUUCGCAUGUUUGCAGAACAUCAUGUCCAAGUAUAUUACAGUACAAAGGUAUCACUGCGUACAGGGAAGGAUGGGCCGUUUACACUGAAUAUCCACUCAUGAGCCUCGAUACAGGUAAAUAAGUCAGCCGGAACCUAUUUUGAGAUCCUGCAUGUCUAGAGUAACAAAAGAAACAUACAGUAGAGAAAAUGCAACAGGUCUUGGUUAAAAAAUCAGAGAAAAGACUAAUUGAAGCAACUCACCAUUCAUGAUUUUGACCUUGAAUGUAAGACCUGGUUCAGACGCCGUACUUCACAUAAGCCGAAUCGAAUCCGAACUUAGGCCCACUCUUAUUUAUCUAGGCCCGGCUGAAUUGAUUCAAACGCCGAUUUUUAUUCCAUCCGAACCUAAUUCUAAGGGGAAAUAAAAACGUGCAUUUCGGUAAACUUUAUUUAAAAGAUUUAUGCAUUUGGUUCGACUCAUUUGAAGUUCGGCAUCUGAAUCAACAUCAGUCGGUCCUCAGGCUCGCUGAGCCAGGCGUGAAGAAUGGCUGAACUGAUCCAAAUUCAAUUGGCUGUUUCGAACGGAUUCAGACGCUGUUAUUCACCACGUGUUUUACAUGAACUUAAUUCAUUGAAUUCGUUUUGUCUCACCUGAAGUACGGCGUCUGAAUCGGGCCUAACAAACUCUAUGAAACAGGAGCCCUUAGUGGUGAAAAAGCCUUGUUUUUUUCUUGAUGUCUCUAACCAUCUUUGGAAGUGGAUUUUUUUCGGGAGAAUCCAUGAUAAGAUUCCUUGGAUCACUCCUCCUCCCAGAUCACUUGGAACACUUAAUACGCCACUUGCACUAAGAGGUCACGCGACCAAUCCUUCCUUUAAACAAUGAGUUGGAAUCUUGCAGAUGCCAAAAAUUGACAGAGCACAUUAAAAUUAUCUUACACCCGAAAUUUGAGAGGAAACGCAUUUAAGGGAGCUAUUUUAUGGCACUUUGAUUUUUCAACAAAGUAGUAAGAUUUGUAUUGGCCGCCAUGUUGGAGGGCAUACUCUUGCCCUCCAACAUGUCCAACAUGGCGGCCAAAACUACUUUUUUCUUACAUCUUGUUGAACGUUUGAAAGUUACGCUCAGAUGUGCUGUGAACGUUACCACAUCAUCUUUUCAACACUUUCCUUGAAGUUUAAGUGCAAAAUUUGCGUUCAGAAAGAGGUAAUUCAUAAUUUUGAAAAUCACAUUUUGGUCACGUGACCAGCUACGAACUUACUCGUUUUAAGAAAAUGGUGCGGGUUUGAAAAACCAAAUCACUAUUAUUUUGUUUAAGAUAUGACCCACUAAUCGUUUUUGGAAGGCAAAAUCAUAUAACUUCCAUUUUAAUAAAUUCGAUUUCACAUGACCUCUUAGUGCAAAUGGCCUAUUGCUGCGACAAAAUGACUAAUGAAUCCUCGAAGGGAUUUUUCAGUUUAACUCAUUACAACAAUAUUGCGGAAACGGGACCUGCAUUAGAGAGAUUUAGAUUUACGUUUAGGGCAAACGGCGAUCGUAUAUUUUCACCGCGUGGCCAAGUUUUCUCUUAACUUGUGCUUUACUGUUCAUUCAGCUUCUAGCCCAAAAGUAGUAGCUCCACAUUACCUUUGUCUAUAACAAUUGCUUUAGACUGUUGUUAGCUCCACGGUUUCUAUUUCGAGGAAUUUUCAACUUGAAUCUGACGUUUGCCGUUUGCCGUAAACGUCACUCCUAAUCUCUCUAUUAUGCCUUCACGGAAAGACCAGAGUGCGGCGUGUUUGAGUACUUUCUAGUAACAAUUCACUUUUGGAUUUUAUCAAAGAAACGCAAAAUCCAUUUUUGGAUUCGAGAAGCCGAAUUUGGAUUUUACCAAAGAAACAAAUUCGCUCUGUUCUCGUCUAGGAAGCUACCGUUUUGUAAUUUUUUUUCCCGUAGUAGGCUUAAAAUGGCGAGAUCAGCUUUUAGAAAGAUAUAUAAGUUGUUGUUGCAGGAAUAUGUAUUUUUAGAGCAGUUUUUACGGUUUACAAGGGGACACGUGACCAGCCAAUGCCAAAUGAGGUUACUAAGGGCGAUCAGAAUCAAAAUUCUCCUUGUAAUACCAAUGCUUUCUAAAAUUGAUGGGCGACGAGAAUUAAGUGCAAGAUAACUCAAGAUGAAUCUGGUUGAUAAUUCAGCAGCUUCUCCCCUCUACUUUUUUAAGAAACGUAUGGAAACAACAAAAGAGCGUUUGAAGUUUGAUAGUAGGCUUUAAAGGGAUUAACAAAUCUAUAUUCAUUCUGACGCAGAUUUGUACAAACAUAAUCCCCUGAGUGAAUAUGGGGUCAUCAGGUCUCAAAUCUGGCGAGCUCUCCGCCUGGUCAUAGAUACAUCUCUCCAUUACAAAAACAUGUCACGUGAUGAAGCAUUGGCCUUAUUUAGACACUACCUGUGGGACGACAGUGACGUCAUCGAUAAGGAAGUAACUCGUUACCAGGCCUGGCCAGGUCAAGCUACUUCGUACAUGAUUGGUCAGUUGGAGAUCUGGAGGAUGCGCAAUGAGUCGGAAGCCAAGCUGGGUAGAAAGUACGAUAUUCGGGAUUUUCAUUAUCACGUUCUUUCGCAAGGAGAGGUACCACUGUGGUUUCUCGAUAAAUAUGUAAAAACGUUUUAUGCCAGUGGAGUUUUACCGGAGGCUGAGUAG